ACGUAAUUGGAUUUUUUUUCUUGCACGUAUAAUUGGAUAGUGUAAAUCUAUCAUUUGGAACAAGUCUAGAAAUAACAAGCUAUAAUGACGGACACUUUGUGUUAACUUGAAACGUUUGCAGAAUGAGAUGCCCGAGUUAACAUCUACGAGUAUAAGUGCAUAACUCUAUUUUUGUUAUUUAUUUAUUAAGUUUAAUCCACCACAUUACGCCUACCAAAUUACCAGUUUUAGGAGAAAAAGAGCAAUGCUUUGAGUCAAAGUGAGGAACAGUUGAGGGGUAAUAUGAAGAGGUCCCGUUGUGCAUCAGUGAAAAUAUUCCGGCUGGGGUAUCCGCUUCUGACUACAACUGCACGAAGUUUAGUUUGUGAAGUGUAAAUGGACUGGAGGUAGUAUGGCUGUUAAAUGAUGGUUAUUGGAAGGAUAUCGUGUUAUUACUGUAAUGCUAAGGUAGAAGGUUUGUCCGAUCUUGAAUGUUACUGAGAAAACGCACUUUAUUUUUUCUUCCUUGUGCAAGUUUAAAAAAAAACGGGUCUCGAGAGUAAAAAUAGUAUAAGAAGCAAAGACGGGGAAAAUAAAAUAGGUUAACAGUCUCGCAUUUUCUACGUUUUUUUUCUGUUGAUAACGAAAAUGCUUUUGAAAAUUAUCAUUUCAGAUUUAUAGUCCACUAUACUAGGGAAUAAAACUUUGCUUUACUUGCAAACCUCAGCUCCUAAAUCAACAUUAUCGUUGUGUCAUUAUCACCUUUCCGAAUUUUAUUUCCUGCUAAAUAGUAAUCAUCUGCUUUCAUAAUCCCAGCGCUCAUCAGCGUUUUUCCUAGAAAGACUGCAGAUAUACUGAGGUGAAUACAGCUUGGCACCAUCCAACAAACGCGAGGUGCUAAACCCUAAACUUGUAACUGAAUCAUACUUUUCGUUGCUUGAGCAUUAAAAUGCUAGCAGUAGCAUUUAAAAUCACAGCAGAAAGUGUGAAAGAGUAGUACUUAUAUUAUACAACAAAAGUCUUUCAUACGCUAGACCUUAUAUAGUCAGUGAAGGGAACACUUCUGUAUAGAUUUAGUUUAAUUUUAAUAGGUUAUAUGCUCGUAAUAAACAUGCCUGUGGCUGUUUUUAUAAAGCAUGCUAACAAGUUAAACAACUCUAGGAGGAACGGAGCUAAAUCUGAGGAGCCAAAUCAUAGCAGAUAAGAGCUAAGCAUUCUUACAAUCGUUAAUUUUACCCAAAUUGUACGAAAGACAACAAGUGUAAGGUUGUUAUAUUUUUGAAAUUCAAAGGAAGAUACAAUGACGGGUAGAGGACUUGGCUUUUCUGAGUGGCAACGGAAAUAUACUUUAGAAUUAUUUUUUCUAUAAGUGAUUAAAAUACUUUAUGCCGAUUCAGUUGUUUGUUGUGUAUAAUGGCAUGGUAUAGGUUAUUUUAAGGCUAGUGUAUCUAGAAACAUGAGUAAAGAUAAUAGCGUAAUGGACCCGUACUCAAAAUCCAACAAUGAUGGUUCUGGUAGUGAACCACAAAAGCGACCUAUCACCUGGGAAAUUUCAGAUUCAGAAACUGAAGCUGAAAAUGAUUCAGAUUUUCAGAAUAGAAACGAAGUUGCAGUCUCGUCCGCUGUUGUUUCCAACUGUAGAAAGAUGGAUAAAGCGUUAGAAUCAAAAUGUGACGAAGCUCUUGGUCAGCCUAUAUCACUUGAUAUUUGUAGUGAACAAGUGGAUGGUGGUUCAAAGUUGACAAACAAAAAGAGGAAUAAGAAAACAUCGCAAGAUAUAGAUGAAGACAAACGUAAGACUGAGAAGAGAAAAUAUGAACGGGAAGCUAAGAAACUAGAGAGAGAAAAAAUGAAAGAGAAGAAAAAGUUGGAGCAACAGAAAAGAAAAAAAGCUGCAGAAGCCUUGAAGCAUCUUCGUCCUGAUCAGUGUAUGAAGUACAUCAACAUUUGCGUAGACCCAGCUGUUUUGGAAGACGCAAGUUCUGAUGUUCUUAUGGAGGUCUUAUUGUCUUUGGAUUGUGAAUGUUCUGUUGAACCACAGCCGGUACAGCGCAGCAUCACAUGGAGACGUGAGUCCCUAUGCCUGAAAGCAGACCCAAAUAGUAAUCCAUGGAAAUCUGUGGAGGAAGACCAAAUUCUGGUGCUUGUGGAGCCAAGAGAUUUUUUGCUAAUGGUGCACUCACUGAAACAGGGCUCAAGUGGGGACUCCAGCACAGACCAUUUUGCUCCUCUUGAUACCUCUUCAGUCUGCGAUCUGAGUCAGCUGUCACAGAAAACGGUCUCUCUUGCUGUUAUUGGCCUAGAUGAAUGUCUGAGCCACAUGUCCUUUCGAAGCAGAGAGAGAUCUUUGGGCCACAGAGAUGACAGUGGUAUUCUUAUGGACUUGGAUUUGGAAGUGACUCCAGUGAAUGUAGAAGAGGCACUUGUGGUCCUACAAUUAAAGAACAACACAGGAGUUUUAUUCCUGGACACGUGGCAGGAGCUCACUAAACAUGUUGUCACCCUCACAAAGGCAAUAGCAAAACGUCCGUUCAAACAGCAGUCAGAAUGCACAGGAUUCUCAUUCUGCACUGAGGGUGCUUGGUCCAGUGGUAUCCGAGUAGAGAAGGAUGGUAAAGGACUCUGGCAGGUAUGGAGAAGACAACUGCAGCAACUUAACCGGGUCAGCCUUCCAAUGGCUACAGCUGUAGCAGGUGCUCAUCCUUCACCACAGCUUUUACUACAGGCUUACAGAUCAUGCAGUACAGAUCAUCAGCGACAAAACCUUCUGGCGUACUUAAAGGUGAAGGAUAAAAUUAAAGAGAAAAAUCGUCGCAUUGGACCUGACUUAUCUCGCAGACUACAUGUAUUCAUGACCUCAACUGUAGCUGACCUUGUUCUGGAUUUAGGGGAUUAACUGGCAAGAUGCAGCUUUUGUAGGACUUGGGAUGGUCUCAGCAGUGGAAAGAGUAAGACAUGAAUCUUUGGCAGAAGCUUCUUAUUUAUAUAGGACCUCUUCCAGUAUCAUGAAUUAAACUACUUUUAUGGUUGCCAUUGUUGACUUUUAUACCUUUCUCUGCAUCAGAAGACCUGGAGUCUGAGGCAGAUUAUUAAGGUAAUGCAAUGAUGUUGUUUGUAUGGCACCACUGCAUCCUUUGUAGAUGUGAUAUGCUUACACUGUUUCAUAUUUGUGUGAGACAGUUUUUGGGCGGAAUAUCACUUGAAAUAGUGAUAUCAGCCCCAUACCUGUACAUACCUGGAUUUAUUUAUAAACAGCUCUGCAAUGAAUAUUUUAAUGUAACUAUCCAUGUGUUUUUUGUUUUCACUUAUUCAUUGACAAAGUGUAUCAUGUUUUGAGAGAGAGAGAUGAACAAUUUGAGGUAGAAUAUGUGUUGUCUGUGAAAUGGACACAUAAAUAGUAUGAGGCUAGUAUCCUGAUAAUGUUUAUAUUUAAAAUCUUAACUAUAAUUUAUUUAAGAAAUGCUUUUCCAAAUCCAAGUCACUGUUUAAAUAAAAAUCAGAAUGCAUCACAAAAUA
Messenger RNA from Protopterus annectens (West African lungfish), 3495 nucleotides. It is a transcript of the gene EME2, whose product is annotated as essential meiotic structure-specific endonuclease subunit 2. The transcript has 8 exons. The record is from RefSeq and is a predicted model, not a curated record. Gene Ontology annotation, cellular component: Holliday junction resolvase complex; nucleus. Gene Ontology annotation, molecular function: nuclease activity; DNA binding. NCBI's taxonomy places the organism in Eukaryota, Metazoa, Chordata, Ceratodontiformes, Protopteridae. Gene Ontology annotation, biological process: double-strand break repair; replication fork processing; resolution of meiotic recombination intermediates. Bases 1436 to 2875 code for a protein of 479 amino acids.